Molecule: messenger RNA, 1421 nt
Organism: Drosophila takahashii
Lineage: Eukaryota; Metazoa; Arthropoda; Insecta; Diptera; Drosophilidae
Gene: Sr-CIV
Product: Scavenger receptor class C, type IV
Cellular component (GO): membrane
Source: RefSeq, a predicted model, not a curated record
GAUCAAACAGUCUUUCUUCCACUUUCGAGGAAUAUACAACUAGAAUGGCGGUACUUGCAGAUAUGGCAUUUUGGUCCUGGUCCUGGGCUCUCACAAUACUUCUGAUAUUUAGUAUAGACCAAACAAAUGGACUUUGUCUAAGAUCCAUAGAUUUAGCCAACGGAAAAGUCACAUAUCCAAAUAGUGUUUCGGUGCAAUUUGAAUGCAACCCCGGUUAUGAACUGCAAGGAAGUGAAUUGCUUUACUGUGAUGAAGAUGGUCUUAUUCGAAAAUCAAAGCCUUUUUGUGCCAAAAGCGGUUGCAAACUAGAGAACGGAUCGAUUUCAGAUAGGAACGUAAACUACUGCCAGCAUGGAGAAGUGGCGUCUGGACCAACCGUUGUCUAUUGCGAUGGUAUAAAUUGGAACACCGAUCUAGGAAUUUGUGUGAAUAAAACCCGAAAGAGUUACUUCUGCAAUUUCGAGACCGAGGAUCAAUGCGGCUGGAUGGAAUACACUUCUCAACAGUGGGAACGAGUCAGUUCUGCCACCCACUUUCAUUACACCGGAAUGGGACCAGAAGCCAUUGAUGCCGAGCCCCAAGGAUACUACAUGCGGAUGUCGACGAGGGGAGUCAAGACCUUGGACAGCUACCACUUCUUAUCGCCGAAAUAUUCCUGGCAAUAUACUCAGCACAACGCCUGCUUUAAGUUCAAAUACUUCCUUUACGGUAAAGGAGUUGAUUCACUGCAGAUAUCCGUUCUUCCCGCUUCAAAACUGAUAAAUGAGAUUGAGGAACUAACAAAAAUAACUGGUUCCCAACCUUACGGGUGGUUAACUCUUAAGAUCCCUAUCCCCACUCAGUAUGAGGACUUCAAAGUGGUAUUCACGGGAAAAAGUUCGAAGGGCGCUUUCGGAGAUAUCGCCAUCGACGAUGUAGAGUUUCUGUGGAAUGAUAGUUGUCCUCCGCGUGCCAACAUCCCCAAGGGUCCAUUGAUUGCCAGCAGUCCGGAGCCACCAAACACCAUUAGUUCAGAACCAAGGAAAGCCAGUAGUGAGCAACCGCCAAAGUCAACCAGCAGUACCUUACCAGUACCCACUGAAAGGCCACAAUCAACACCAAACGGUACGGCACCAGCAACACAACAACCAAAGUUGAACAGUACGCCACCACCAAAAUCGAACAGUACCCAACCUCCAAGGACGAACGGUACGGUAUCUCCUAAACCCAGCACUGAGCAACAACCAAGGUCCAACAGUACGGUAUCUCCAAAGCCCACCACUGAGAAACUACCGACAACCAGCACACCAACCAAGCAACCAAAAUCGACACAAGUAACAAAUGGAGUUGGAUUUUGGAUCCCUAUAUCUAUUUUGAUUAUAGCAUUGACUGUAGUUGGCGUAGCCGUUAUAUAUUAUGUAAAAUUGAAAUAUUUUAAGUGA